UUAGUAACGAAGUUCCAGAACAACCUGUGAUCUCUCCAGCAUCUGGCCACAUCUUUGAGCGACGCCUGAUUGAGAAGUACAUACAAGAAAAUGGCACAGAUCCUGUCUCUAAUGAGAAGCUCACAGUGGAUCAGCUUAUUCCAGUUAAAUCUUCAACCAUCGUCAAACCCAGACCACCCUCGGCCACUAGUAUCCCUGCUAUUCUGAAGUCACUACAAGAUGAAUGGGAUGCAGUGAUGUUACACAGCUUUACAUUGAGGCAGCAGUUGCAGACUGCGAGACAAGAAUUAUCUCACGCACUUUACCAACAUGACGCUGCCUGCCGUGUUAUUGCUCGACUUAUCAAGGAGGUCACAGCUGCCAGAGAAGCUUUGGCCACGCUGAAACCUCAAGCUGGUAUGAUGGCUCCAGUGCCGGGAUACGCUGCUCCAGCCAUGAACCCGGCCAUUGCUGCCGAGGCUGGACCGGAGACGGCCACACAGCCUGUAGAGGAAGCUGUGAUGAGUGAGGAGGUCAUCAAGAAGCUUCAAGACAAAGCUACUUUGCUAACUGCAGAAAGGAAGAAGAGAGGUAAAACUGUACCUGAAGGACUGGCCACCAGUGAAGACAUCCGCAAUUACAGACAGCUGGUUUCACACACAGGCCUCCACAGCGCUAGUGUCCCUGGUAUUCUGGCCCUGGAUGUUUGUCUCAAGGACACAUCGAAGAUCGUCACCGGUGGCAACGACAAGAAUGCUGUUGUGUUUAACAAGGACACAGAGCAGGUCAUGGCCAUCCUGAAGGGUCACACGAAGAAGGUUACAAGCGUCAUCUACCACCCAGAAGAGGAAUUGGUUAUCACAGCAUCACCUGACAACACGAUCCGCGUGUGGGGAAUCACUACCGCACAGUGUGGGCAGAUCAUCCGGGCACACGAGGCACCGGUGACAGGAAUCAGUUUGCACGCAACUGGGGAUUAUUUGCUCUCCUGUUCAACUGACAUGCACUGGGCCUUUUCAGACAUCCGUACUGGUCGAGUCUUAACAAAGGUUGCAGAAAAGUCUGGGCAGAUGGCUCCAGCACUGACCUGUGCUCAGUUUCACCCAGAUGGUCUUAUCUUUGGCACGGGCACCGAUGACUCCAUCAUCAAAAUUUGGGAUCUGAAGGAGAGAACCAACGUGGCCAACUUCCAGGGUCACCAGGGGCCCAUCACUAGCAUCUCAUUCUCCGAAAAUGGUUAUUACCUGGCAACAUCAGCCGAAGACUCAGUGGUCAAACUUUGGGAUCUGCGCAAGCUCAAAAAUUUCAAAACCCUUCAGCUGGAGGACAACUACCAGGUGACGGCCUUGUGCUUUGACCAGAGUGGCACCUACUUGGCCGUGGCCGGAACAGAUGUCAGGGUGUACCUGUGUAAACAGUGGAACGAACUGGCCAUCUUCAACGACCACACCGCAGCGGCUACAGGGGUUCGAUUCGGCCACAAUGCUACGUUCCUAGCUUCAGUCAGCAUGGACCGAUCCGUGAAAUUUUUUGGUUCCGUGGAAUAG
This is a messenger RNA of Candidula unifasciata, 1526 nucleotides long. The record is from the annotation of a GenBank genome assembly. Lineage: Eukaryota; Metazoa; Mollusca; Gastropoda; Stylommatophora; Geomitridae.